ACCCGAAUCGUUCACCAAUGACCCAUCACGAGUACAAAGUCACCUCGUUUUGUCGGUCAGGGAGAGAAGCUAAUGACAGCUAGCAAAACAGAUCUUCACAUCUUCUCAACUUAAACUCAUGUUUGUAUACUUAGAAACGUCGCAAAUAUUUUUACUGUUGUGACUUUUAGUUCUCACACUUAUUACCGCUACCGUCUUUGCGUAUUGCUAAGUUAGCUAGCAUUUGCUCACCCCCCCAAAAAAGCUACUAUCAUGGCUGCACUGAGAGCGUCCUAUCACAGAAUUUUGGACAGGAUCGAGCACAUGCUGCCUGCCAAGCUGAGACCUUUAUACAACCACCCUGCAGGUCCAAAAACGGUUUUCUUCUGGGCUCCAAUGUUCAAAUGGGGUCUGGUUGUAGCUGGUUUGGCUGAUAUGACUCGACCAGCAGAGAAGCUCAGUACCUCCCAGUCUGCAGUACUGACAGCAACGGGGCUCAUCUGGUCCAGAUAUUCACUGGUCAUCAUUCCAAAGAACUGGAACCUGUUUGCUGUCAACUUCUUUGUGGGCAGCGCCGGAGGGUCGCAGCUCUACAGGAUUUGGAGAUACAAUCAAGAGCAGAAGGCUAAGGAGGUAACAGAGUCCUGAGUGUUUUCAGUGGACUAAAAGGACAACUUCACACCAGGCACCAACCUGUCCGCCGUCUCGCGUCAUUUGUACCUCAUCACGUCGUCUUCAUGUUAUUGCAGCCAUGCCAGCUAACAUCAUCCGACCAUAUUUAACCCCUUUUCCCCGCUGGAAAUGUGCACUUUCCCUAAAGUUCCAAGUUUCCUCAGUGUGUGUAAUUGACAUGGGGGGGGGGGGGGGGGGGAACCACACUUCAGAAUGACAACCAACGCACAAGUAUGACUAACACGUUUUUGUACAUUUAGUUUGUCUUCAUGUGUCAUGUUUGGGAUGUUUUGCUUGUUCCAUCAUCAGGUGUAGCAAUCAUUACCUCAUGCAUUCAUUUCCCAAAAAUGUUAGCUUUCAGUUACACAUGGUUGUGAUGGAAUGUGUCCUCAUGCUAUUUUUUCUUUGACUUAUUUAUAAUAUGGUUAUUAAAUUAUCCUUUUCAUUUUAAUGGCUUUAAAUUUUAAGGGAGAAUUAAUCAAAUAAUUUUGUUGUAGUCCUAUGUUGCAAUUUGUAUUUACCUUGCAGCUUCUUAAUGCUAGCUAACACUGGUACUGACCUGCUAAUGUAUGUCUCUCUACGUUUGGGGAAAAGCUUUUUUUUAUGUAUAUAAAUCAUAUUUUGUAUUCACCCUAAUUAUGAUUUUUAAAAUUACCACACUGUAUUGGCAAGAAAUGUUAUCACUUUAAUAGCACCUAAUCUGACUGAUGAUAUAAAUGGCACUUUGAGGCACUGUGGAAAGGUAAUGGCUGUCUAAGGCAAAUAAAAAAAACCUUUUCAGCUA
Dunckerocampus dactyliophorus (ringed pipefish) is the source of this 1435-nucleotide messenger RNA. It is a transcript of the gene mpc2b, whose product is annotated as mitochondrial pyruvate carrier 2b. Gene Ontology annotation, cellular component: mitochondrial inner membrane. Gene Ontology annotation, molecular function: pyruvate transmembrane transporter activity. The coding region runs from base 253 to 627 and encodes 124 amino acids. The transcript has 5 exons. Gene Ontology annotation, biological process: pyruvate import into mitochondria. The record is from RefSeq and is a predicted model, not a curated record. NCBI's taxonomy places the organism in Eukaryota, Metazoa, Chordata, Actinopteri, Syngnathiformes, Syngnathidae.